This is a messenger RNA of Coccinella septempunctata (seven-spotted ladybird), 5146 nucleotides long. RefSeq names its product coiled-coil domain-containing protein CG32809. The record is from RefSeq and is a predicted model, not a curated record. Lineage: Eukaryota; Metazoa; Arthropoda; Insecta; Coleoptera; Coccinellidae. Gene Ontology annotation, cellular component: cytoplasm. The coding region runs from base 193 to 3903 and encodes 1236 amino acids. The transcript has 22 exons.
CCUUAAAUUUUCCGGAUACUUUUGCAUUAAUAACCUCUGAUGAUGUUCGUGUUAUACGUGGAAUAACUAAGUGAUUUCGACAUGUAGUGGCGGUUUUCGGCAGACAGUAUAUUCGCGGAUCAAAAAGGUUUUUUCUGUGUGUUCUUGAGAAUGAAUUCUUCACGUACUUAGUGAGCUCAACAUCGUUCGGCCAUGCUGAUAAGGUGGAAGAAUAAGGAUAAGGACAAGGAGAAAAGUGAUAAGAAUGCAAAUCAAAAACAAAGUUCCGGUUCGAAGAAGAAACGGAAAAUUGGAAGAGAUGGGGAGGAAGAAUGGAAUUCAGACAGCAAAUCCGGAAGAGGAUUCAGUAGCGAUGGAGGUCGAAGUGAUAAUGAAGGUGAGGUGAGAGGAAGAACUCGUAGCAACAGGAGGGACGAUCCUCGACGUCAUACCUUGGGUGGGGACCAACAAUAUUUUGGAAUGUCCGUCCAGGGUGGUCCACUCUCGAGAACCAUGGAUCUUGAGGGUCAACCCUGCGGAUAUGGAAAAUCCUCCAACGCCAUGCUCUUCGACGAUGAUCCUGGGAUAAUGUCGGAAGUGGAGACAAGUUCCACGGGUUUCAGGAGAGGAGGAAAACAGAGAAGUUCGUUGCCAGUUGUUCGAACACCUAGCAAAACCUUAGAAAGGCCGUUAGCUGAGUCACUUCAACAUCAUGACCCACGAUAUCCAUGUCUACUGAAUAUGCAGGGCCUGGUAUUUCUCCAAUAUCGGAACGAGACGAAACGGGCGCUUCUACCUAACGAAAUCACCUCCAUCGAUACCGUGAAGGCCCUGUUCGUGAGGUCCUUUCCCAAGCAGCUAACGAUGGAAUAUUUGGAUUCGCCAAACGUUAAAAUUUACAUCCACGAUUCUUCCAAGGAUAUGUUCUACGAGCUGGAGGAUUUACGGUCCCAUUUACGUGAAAUACGCGACCGAUCAGUGUUGCGCUUGUUCGAAUCAGCUGACGUAUCGGGUGGUUUACCCAUGGCGGGUAUCGGAAUAGCCGGUGGGGUCGGCCAUUUUGAGGAUCCAAGCUACUUCUCCGAACCGGAAUUCGACUCGGAAUAUCAGCACCAACACAUACACAAAAGCAAGGGUAGUUCGAGCAAAGCUCCAUAUUACAUGGGAUCGACUACGAGUUUACCUAGGGGUGCUUCGUUACUUCGGACAUAUACACCUGGGCCUAUACCGGCAGAUCGGUUGAAACCCCUUCCCACAGGUGCUCCCCCAAAACCUCAACGUGCCUAUGCAACUGGUCCACCACGACCGUCUGAUUGUCAACCUAGACCUGCUGAUCGGUUCACUCCCUUUCAAAGGCCUGCUAAUCCACUUUAUACCGUUCCAGAUGGUUAUAUGUCGUCUCCUGAGAGAGGUUCGAGAUAUGAGGAUCCUUAUUAUAGUCAAUAUGGAACAAGAUCAGGGUCAAUAACACCGGUUAUAGAUGAAGAAGUUAGCGAUACGGAACUUCUUGAAGAUUCAUACUCUUUAUAUGGAGUUAAGCUUCCACCUGGACCAGGCAGUACAAGACCACCUCCAAGGAUACCAUUUGUUUCACCUGCCACAACUCCUGCUUAUGAUGCCACCAGGAUACGUGUUGAAAAUAUGGAGAGACAGUUAGCCAACUUGACCGGGCUGGUACAGAAAGCACUGACCCAACCUGCUUCCCAUCUUACAGUUCCUGGAAGAGAUGGCUAUAGAGAAUCAGAUGAGUUCGAUAAGAGUUCCAGUGCUAGCUCAACAUCCUUACCAGAUGACACGUUUCUACGCUCUGACAGCAAAGCACCCAAAUUGGGUAAAAGCGGCUGUCAUAAAUCGGUUUCUUUCGAAAAAUCGGUGUCGUUCAGUGAUGAGCCCCCUGAUAUGAAUUCUCCGAAACAGCACAGUCCGCAACAUGCAGCGGAUUCUAAGCCUACUAAGCCUGCAAUCAAAUCUUCAACUCUGCCACGGAUGUCUUCACAGGAUCGUGAUGCCAGAUUGAAACCAGCUCCUCCGCCUAAACCGUCUGCUCUAUCGCCAGGAUACGAGAGUCGAAAUAUCUACAGGGACCUCCAGUUGACACCGGAAAUGUACAAUCAGUUGCGCACUUUGCAGAAGAAAGCGAAAGAUCUGAGAGCCGAAGUACGGAAUCUGAGGAGAAUGUCCCAGGCUCAAGCUCACACAGUGAGAGAAACCAUCCGGGACACUUUCAUUAAAAUAAGGGCCAUGCUGAUGGCCGGUGGGGAUCAAAUAUGGCAAGCCGGGACAGACCAGGAAAGGAUACGAUUAUCUAGGGAAGAAGAUUUGUACAAACAGGAGAUGCUCAGGCUAGAAAAGGACUUAACGGAUCUUGAAUCAACAGUCGAAGAACUCAGAGGAAACGUUAUCAAUCGGAAGACGCGGGUGAACAUGUCUGAUGUCGAAAAUAUGGCUCUUGUCUUGAGCAAAAGUUCGAAAACAGUGGCUGAUUUGAAACUUCGAUUCCCGAACCUUCAAGACACUAUGAAGAGUUUCCUGAAUUCCGAAAUGGACAAAAUGGUUAGGGAAGAAAAGUUCUUGAAGGAGGAGCCUGAACGAUUGGAAAGUGCACUACGUCGCUGUAAAAAGUUGACUGGUACAUUGGUCACGCUGAAAAGGCUUGCGAGUGUUCAAGAACAAAGGUUACCAUCUUCGAAUUCGACAGGAGAUGGUCGCUUAUCUCCCACCGUUUCUGAAACUCCUCCAAUCACCCCAAGCUCAGCCACGCAGAGCAAGCUCCCUUCCUGUUCACGCUUGGGGUCGAUCAGUUCAGGAGGAGACAGCAGCUCCGACUGUUCCCAGCGUCCAGAGAACGCACUCGACGCUCUGCUAGACGAACUACAAACGUUCUCAAAGCCCCCUACCCUGACGAGCACCCAAAUACCUCAAGACGUUAACCCCCCCGCAAUACCCGUUAAAGGUAUCCCACCUAGCAGCCACCAUCCGCACGUAUCUGAGAUAGGAAGAAAAGGUAGCAUUGAUUCGUCGACCUUACUAAGCACACAGAACCUAACAGUGAGCACAGCCACCGGUAGCUUAAGACGUUUACAUUCAUAUCCAAGUGGAUCGGACACAGACAAUAGUCCACCAAUACAACCCAUCCAACGAGACUUAACGAAGAAUAAGCCUCCUUUACCAGAGAGAAAUUCCGACCUCAGCCAGCAGAUCGCCGGGAAGCGAGUACCCCCUCCUCCACCCCCAAGAACGAGCUCAAAGAGUCCCUUGAACUCUCCCACGUCACCGAAUCUACCCCCCAGAUCUCCAGCCGCAGGUCUUCAGCACAUCCAAAAUGUACAGAAUAUGGUGGACAAGCCCUACCAAUCGCAGUUUGAACAAGCAACGCAAAGCCUCGGUUUAUCCACUCUUCGAAGGAACAUAGCGAGUCGAGGUAUCCUAAAGGAGAAGGCUCAAACUUUACCCAGGAACAUUGGUUCGAAUCUUCAAACUCUGCAAGUAUCCGAUAGCGAUGCAAUCUCUGCGAGUAACAGUAGUAGUUGUGAAAGCGUCAAUUCCCAGGAUGGCUCUAAGAAAACCAGAAAAGAGGAGUUGGAACAACGUCACCAGGAACUCCUCAGGAAACAGAAGGCUCUGCAGGAGCAGUACGCGAGGUUGCAACAGCUACAGAGAAGUAACAAUACAGCAGUGGUACCACCACCCCCUGAUACACUCCUGAAAAAAACAGGAAGCGAAUCUAACCUGCUUCAAAAAAUGGGACUACAUCUUACCACCUCUCAAAUGACUGGAUCCCUCACGAAUUUACCGAAUACGAUGGCGAAUGUCUCCACAAAAACUGCUUCGAAAAAUACGAAUAGUAACUCGAAAAAUAGUGAAGAUUCAAAAACAGAUAACUCUAGUACUACUAACAAGGUUUACGAAACUGAAAUACUGUGACCUUUCACAAACGACGGACAUUUUCGAUUUGUAUGUUAAAUAUACGAGGCACUUUCAACUCAUAUCACAAUUACAUUUUUUGUUUUUGUGCUGAUUGAAUGUUAGAUGUAUUCCAUUAUUUGCACCAUACGGUCAUAUGGCUAUAUUACUUGUAAACACCGAAUAUGAUAAUUCGAAAUUAUCCAUCAUGAAGUUUUGUCGGUAAAUUCACUAAUGAACCCUUCAAAUUAUGCGAGCAUUUCCCAAUGGAGCACCAAUUUCAGAAUAAUUACCACAUACCCUUAUUGUUUCAGAAAAAUAUAAAAUUAAUUCAGAGUUUAAGACUCAAGUUAUAAAAACCAACUUUCUAACGAGAACAUUCGAAGGUCUGUAUGCAAUAUUUCAUUAGGUAGAAACUGCAAUUUUCUUGAAGUGUGGAAUUAGUGCUCUAUUGUUGAAGAAAUAAAGAAUUUUUUACACAAUAUCUAAAACUAUUAUAUCUUUUAGAAUGAGGGUAAAAUGUUAUCACUUAUCUCUGUGUUAUCGAUUUCAUAAACUAGGUGCAAUUCAUUAGCACAAGCAUUUUACGCACUCUUCGACAAUUUGUUCAAUUCAUAAUGUAAAAUUGUUAAUGUUUUCUACUUACAUUUUGUGAAUAACAGUUAUUGAGCGAAUUUUGUUGAUAGUUGGUUGACUCAACUAUAUUUAAGCUUCAUAGAGAAUACCCAACUGCUGGGUGACUAUCUCAAAUUAACCCAAUAGAAGAAAAGCAAUUAUUCGAUUCUCAAAACAGAAUCGAAAGAACUGAAUAUCAAAUAUUCAAGCUAUUGGGGGAAAAUACUGCUAGCAAUUCCCUGCUUUCUUGAAACCACCUUUUUGAUCAUCCAUUGCGAAUUUAGCUCAGUGUUCAUUUCAAAUUUUCUUAAUUAUUAGCUACAUAGAUCUCUCCUACUGCCUCAUUAUCCAAUUUCCACGAUUUCAGCUCAUAUCGUUGAUCGAAUUAAUUUAACCUAUGAGGCAGCAGGACAACAAAUCAUACAUCUUUCUCCUACCCUGCUUUAACUAAUACCAUAUGCUCAAUAUUUAAUAUUUUUCGGGAAAAAGCGGAUAAAAUAAAAACACUGAAACUGAAUUGCAUUGUAACGAUGAAUAUAGAUAGGUUUGUAUUUAUCGAAUAGGUUAUUGAUGUAAAUAACAUUAAAAAUGGUGGCUGCUAUUCAUUAGGUGCCAAUGUAAUAUUAUCGAAGAAUAAAUAUCGAAAUCA